GUAAGAGUUUUAAAUUUGGACCAUACACUUAUUCAACCAAAAAUACAUUAUAGGCCUCAUUUUAAAUCUUGCAAGUUCUUCUUUUAAAGCCCAAAAUAUCACUAGUAUUCCCAACAUUGGUCCAAAUUCCCCCAAACUAGUAGUGAAAAUUUUGUUCUUUUACUACAAAGCACUUGCAAGCAAAUGCUUCCUCUUUCGUUCGGUGGAAUUGCGAAGCCAUUUUCGGGGCGGAUCAGUGUAAAGUGUGAGUAUACUAUACCUUUGAGAACAACAAUAAAUAACCCUUCAGAUUCCAUGGCUUCACCAAAAUGGGCUCAGAAAACUGUAACUCUUCCUCCUCAAAGGCGAGGUUGUCAUCUUGUUACUUCCAAGAUUAUGAAGGAAAUUGGUCAAGAGAUGUCAGGCUUCAAAUGUGGCCUUGCUCAUUUUUUCCUGCAGCAUACAAGUGCUUCUUUAACUAUAAAUGAAAAUUAUGACUCGGAUGUUCGAGAUGAUACAGAGACAUUUCUUAGUAGGGUUGUCCCAGAGGGGACAUCUGCGCCAUGGAAACAUACUCUUGAGGGGCCAGAUGACAUGCCUGCACAUAUUAAGUCAUCGAUGUUUGGCUGCAACCUCACGAUACCAAUCACAGAUGGAAAGCUAAACAUGGGAACCUGGCAGGGCUUAUGGUUGUGUGAGCAUCGUGAUUCGGCUACCCCACGUAGAAUUGUGAUCACCCUGAAUGGCAUCUGAAGCCGCUAAAGUGAAGUGUUAAAGAAGUUCAACGAGCUACCAACGUCUUAUCUGAAAUCGUCAUAUGUAAUACCUAUUACACUGUCCUUGGGUGUGAUGUUUUUCUAGUCCAUUUUAGUUUAUAAUGAUAUGGAAGUGAUGAAAGCCUCUUGGCCAUUUCUGUUGUACACCUACUAUGUUGUUUCUGUGUCCCAUUUUCUUUAUGACCAAUGUAUUUCCAUUUACUCAAAUAUUCCACAAUUUUAUCCUUGUCAAUGAAGUGGGUUGAGAACCA
Messenger RNA from Capsicum annuum, 1006 nucleotides. Its product is annotated as UPF0047 protein YjbQ. Lineage: Eukaryota; Viridiplantae; Streptophyta; Magnoliopsida; Solanales; Solanaceae. The record is from RefSeq and is a predicted model, not a curated record. The coding region runs from base 184 to 732 and encodes 182 amino acids. The transcript has 7 exons.